AUGGACCUGCACAAUUUGCCUGCGUACUUUUGUGCACUGGAGCAUUGGUUCGCCGCGACCGGAAUCACCGCCAAAAUGGACCAUAAGCGCUACCACGUAUUGAUGGCCCAAAUUCCUCUUCGAGUGUAUAAUGAGAUCCAGCCGAUAAUCGAGAAUGUACCUGCGACGGAACGGUACAAUUACAUCAAGCGGAACAUCCUCCAGCAUUUCGGGGAAUCCCAGCGUAGCCGCCUCCAUCGUCUUCUAUACGGCAUGGACUUAGGGGACCGCAAGCCAUCCCAGCUGCUAGCUGAAAUGCACCGAGCCUCCAGCGACACGUUGGCCAGUACGCUCCUCACCGACCUUUGGAUCAACAAGCUUCCGCCACAUGUGCAAUCGGCCGUCGUUGCUGCACCCGGAAGUGUAACUGAGAAAGCUGCCGUCGCCGAUACUAUGGUGGAGUGCCUGUCCGCAUCCAACAACGCCAGUGUGCACCAUGCCGUAGCCGGGGUGCGCACCACACCCAACGAUUUCGAGCAACGCAUUUCGCGCCAGGUGGACGAACUCACACAGCAACUUAACGACUUCAUCACAGAGUGUCGUAACCGUGAACAACGCCAAAGUCGACCGCGCCCACGUCCACCAGUGUCAUCUCGUGUCGGUACAGAACCAUCUGAAGGAGAUCGGUUGAUGGUGAUCGACCGACGAACCAACCAGCGUUACCUGAUCGAUACUGGUGCCGAUGUCUCCGUGUUACCGAAGCCAGCCAACUACACCCCCCCGACGCCGUCCACCAUGCGACUGUUUGCAGCCAACGGUACUCCGAUCAUGGUAUUUGUAGACCUUCGACAGCGCUGUUUGGUGGAUGCCCAAACCAACCUACGUGUGCCAGGACUUCCGGAUACCACUCGACAAACCGCCGUCAAGGUAUGCGACGCAAAUUCACCGAUGGCCGACCUGCUCAACGAGUUUCCUACACUCAUCACAAACUCACCGGGUGUGAGGAUGCAAUCCGAGGUGGUACAUCGUAUCGAAACAACGGGUCCUCCAACUUUCGCCCGUUCGCGUCGUCUUCCACCCGACAAGUACCAAGCAGCCAAAGCAGAAUUCGACUCCCUCGUGCAGCUAGGAAUUUGCAGACCGUCCAGUAGCAGUUGGGCCAGCCCGCUGCAUAUGGUUAAAAAGGCUGAUGGUUCCUGGCGUCCGUGCGGUGAUUAUCGGUCCCUCAACGCGCGUACCACCCCUGACCGGUAUCCAUUGCCUUAUCUACAAGACUUCACGAUGCAACUGGGAGGAAAAACCGUUUUCUCAAAGGUGGAUCUACAGAAAGCCUACCACCAGAUCUCCAUCCAUCCAGAGGACAUUCCGAAAACAGCGAUCAUCACUCCUUUCGGCCUAUUCGAGUACGUGACGAUGCCCUUCGGAUUACGCAAUGCGGCGCAGACGUUCCAACGGCUAAUCCACGAUGUGCUACGCGGCUUGAACUUUGUGUUUCCCUAUAUCGACGACAUUAUAGUGGCCUCGAAGACACCAGAAGAACAUCGCGAACACCUGCGACUGCUAUUUGCUCGCCUCACGCAGCACGGUUUGACCAUCAACCUUGCGAAGUGCGAGUUUGCCCAGCCUGAGAUCUCCUUCCUGGGACACCGUGUUACGUCUGAAGGCAUCCUACCACUGGAAGAGAAAGUCGACACCAUACGUCAGUUCCCGAAGCCAAACACUGUCAUGGAGCUUAAGCGAUUUUUGGCGAUGAUCAACUUCUACAGGCGCUUCAUCCCCCACGCGCUGCAAGCACAAGGACCGCUCCUGGAGAUGAUUCCCGGCAACAAACGGCGAGAUAAGUCAUCGCUGACGUGGACCCCAGCUACCGACACGGCCUUUGAGGACUGCAAACGGCAACUUGCACAGGCUACCAUGCUGGUACACCCUGUACCAUCCGCCGAACUAUCACUGUGGUGUGAUGCUUCCGAUUUCGCUGCCGGCGCCGCCUUACAUCAGGUCAUCGACGGGCAGAUGCAGCCGCUCGGUUUCUUCUCCCGAAAGUUCGACAACGCACAGCGCCGUUAUUCCACGUACGAUCGCGAACUAGCAGCUGUUUACUUGGCCGUCCGGUAUUUUCGUCAUCAGUUGGAAGGACGUUCUUUCCAUAUUUACACGGAUCAUAAACCUCUGGUUUAUGCUUUCCGCCAGUCGCUGGAUAAGGCCUCUCCUAGACAAGCACGGCACCUUGACUUUAUUGGCCAGUUCACCACCGACAUCCGACAUGUUGAAGGCCAGGAAAACGUCACUGCCGACUUGCUGUCCCGAAUCGAACCCAUCCAGUCAUCAACAUCCAUCGACUACGAGAAAUUGGCCGAAGACCAGACCCGAGAUCCCGAGCUCGCCGACAUCCUCAGCGGGAAGACAAGGACGGACCUGGUCCUUCAACGAGUUCCAAUACCUGGCAGCAGCAUGGCUUUGUACUGCGAUUGCCCCACCGGCAUCAUUCGUCCGUAUGUCACGAAACCGUUUCGUCAACAACUACUACGCGCGGUUCAUCAGAUGAGUCAUCCCGGAGCGAAAACUACCACAAAGCUGAUGACGGAGAGAUUCGUCUGGCUGAACAUCCGCCGAGAUACGCGAGAUUUCGUCCGCCACUGCUUAGCGUGUCAGGCUACGAAGGUGCAACGCCAUACCCGCAGCCCUCUAGGACGCUACCCGGUACCGGAUGCUAGGUUCACACACAUCAACCUGGACCUGGUUGGACCGUUCCCGAUCAGCAAUGGACAUCGUUACUGCCUCACAAUCAUCGAUCGCUUCACACGCUGGCCAGAAGCUAUUCCCAUCCCUGACAUAACAUCAACGACUGUAGCCGCAGCCCUACUCAGUGGAUGGAUAGCUCGCUUUGGCGUUCCAUCGUUCAUCACCACGGAUCAAGGCAGGCAGUUCGAGUCGACGCUUUUCGCGGAGCUGAACCAGUUACUGGGCAUCAAACAUCUACGCACAACGGCUUAUCAUCCGCAGGCCAACGGCUUGAUAGAACGAUGGCACCGUACGCUGAAGGCAGCUAUUUGUACCAAAAACACCGCUCAUUGGGCCGACCACCUUCCCAUCAUACUCCUUGGAUUGCGCACAGCGUACAAAGACGACAUCAAAGCUUCGCCAGCAGAGCUGGUUUAUGGAAGCACGCUAAAGAUCCCAGCGGAGUUUUUCAAUAGCAGCCCGAUGACCAGCCUGCCAGACACCACCGAGUUCACCAAGUCGCUUAAGUAUGCCAUGAAUACCAUUCGCCCAACACAAACGGCCUGGCAUGACAAAGCAACACCCUUCGUCCAUUCGGAUCUUCGGACAUGCAGCCACGUCUUCGUACGGAAUGACACCGUCCGCCCAGCCCUUACCCCGCCGUACCAAGGGCCUUACAAGGUGCUUAGGCGUAGUGACAAGUCAUUCGAAGUCCUGAUCAACGAGAGGGCAACUAACAUCUCUAUUGACCGCCUGAAACCGUGCUACUCACUCCAGCAACCCGAGCCAGUGACACAGCUUACGCCACCAUCUGCAGCAGACAACGCUUGGAUUAUCGACAACGGUGCCAGUGCUCAUAUGUGCAACGACAAAGCCAUUAUCACCGAAUUGAACGAAUUUGCUGGAGGUUUUAUAACGCUCGCAAAUGGUGAAAAGACAAGGGUUCUCGGAGAAGGAAAAGCGAUUAUUUCUGUGAUUGAUGGUAAUCAGGAGAAGCGCCACAUUACCUUCAGUGACUUGAAAUAUGUGCCCGGAUUAGAAGCAAAUCUAAUCUCAGUAGAUCGCCUGGCGAAGAAAAAUAUGAGUGCGAUAUUCGACUGCGAAGGGUGCAAAAUUAUGGACAUGCAUGGAACCAUCGUGGCAACUGGCGUACGGUACAAUGGUCAGUACUAUCUACAAUUGGCGGAGUCGUCCAUGAGAUCAGCCAGCGAACAACAUCAGAAUUGUCAGCAUCAGUGGCACCGGCGUCUGGGACACCGCGAUUGGGCAGCCAUCGAGAGAAUCAACAAGGAGCAGCUAGGCACCGGGAUGAAGAUCAUCGAUUGCGGAGUAAAACUGGUGUGCGAGUGCUGCCUUCAGGGGAAAUCUACCCGAGCCCCCUUCCCAGCUGUGACCGACCGGAAGUCGACGAAGGUAUUGGACAUCGUGCACACAGACGGCUAUUUGAAACAACAGUGUGAUGAAUCGGAACUGCUUGAAAAUGUAACAGUAUACCGCAGUCUGGUAGGAGGUUUAUUGUAUCUUGCUGUGACAGCUAGACCAGACAUCGCAGCCGCUACAGCCAUCCUCGGGAGAAAGUUUGCCGCACCUACCCAAACUGAUUGGAAUGCAGCUAAACGAGUACUGCGUUUCUUGAAAGGAACUAAAGAGAAUUAUCUGCGACUUGGUGGUGCUGAAAAUGAAGGGCUGUGUGGAUACUCUGACUCUGAUUGGGCUGGAGACACCGAGAGCCGGCGCUCAACGUCGGGAUUCGUGUUCAUGUACUGCGGAGGAGCUAUAUCUUGGGCCAGCCGUAGACAAACGUGUGUCACCCUAUCAUCUAUGGAGGCCGAGUACGUGGCAUUGUCACAAGCAUGCCAGGAGACGAUUUGGUUGCGAAAGCUGCUUCGAGAUUUUGGAGAAAGCACAUCAAAUCCUACAGUCAUCAAAGAAGACAACCAAGGGUGUUUGGCAUUCGUGAAGACAGAAAGAACUCAUCGCAGAUCCAAACACAUCGACACGAAAGAACGUUUCGUGCAGGAGUUGUGCGAAAGGAACGAGAUCACCCUGGAAUAUUGUCCAACCGAGGUAAUGAUAGCCGACAUCAUGACCAAACCGUUAGGACCGCAAAAGCACGAGUUCUUUUGUAAACUGCUCAAUAUCGAGUAG
Messenger RNA from Anopheles coluzzii, 4848 nucleotides. RefSeq lists its product as uncharacterized. The record is from RefSeq and is a predicted model, not a curated record. Gene Ontology annotation, molecular function: nucleic acid binding; aspartic-type endopeptidase activity. Gene Ontology annotation, biological process: DNA integration; proteolysis. The coding region runs from base 1 to 4848 and encodes 1615 amino acids. The transcript is spliced from 5 exons. Lineage: Eukaryota; Metazoa; Arthropoda; Insecta; Diptera; Culicidae.